Molecule: messenger RNA, 1252 nt
Organism: Patiria miniata (bat star)
Lineage: Eukaryota; Metazoa; Echinodermata; Asteroidea; Valvatida; Asterinidae
Product: histone-lysine N-methyltransferase SUV39H2-like
Exons: 6
Coding region: 42-1229 (395 amino acids)
Cellular component (GO): nucleus
Molecular function (GO): histone H3K9 methyltransferase activity; protein binding; zinc ion binding
Source: RefSeq, a predicted model, not a curated record
CAAUCACAGCGCGCCUUUGGCUCAGGCGUACCAAAUCCAAAAUGGCCGGUACGGAGAGAAAUCUAGGCACGAAGCCUGAGAAUCCACCGAACGAGUACGAAGUUGAAAGAAUUCAAGAAUUUACCAAGGACGAUGAUGGUGUGUCGUGGUAUUUUGUCAAAUGGCUGGGCUACCCAUCGAGUGAAAAUACGUGGGAGCCAUUAAGUAAUUUGGGCGGCUGCAGGAAAAUCAUCAGGAAAUUCCACAAGAGCGAGAAGCGGGAGAAGCUCAACCGCCAGGAGUUCAAACGCAAGCGAGAGCUCUCGGGCGAGUCCAUCCACUCCCUGCCUAACAAAAAACCCAAACAGCUGACCCUGGAACAAGCGAUUUCCCCCGUGGACCUGUCCAACCAACGCAGGAACGUGCACAGGGCGCUGAAGCGCUGGAAGGCCAAGCUGAACGAGGUGUGCACAGAGAAGGCCAUCAUUUUGGUGGAGAACGAUGUGGACCUGGAAGGCCCGCCCAAGGGCUUCACCUACAUCAAUGACUACAAGCCGGGUUGGGGGAUCGUUAUCCCCACUGACCCGUUAGUGGGCUGUGACUGUGAGGACUGUAGCAGCGAGUCGGGCUGCUGUGCCCAGAAGAGCGGUGCCCCCUUUGCCUACAACAAACUAGGCAGGAUCAAGGUACCCCCGGGCAAGCCCGUCUACGAGUGCAACAUACGGUGCAAGUGCGGCCCCAAGUGCCCUAACCGCGUGGUGCAGUACGGCCGACAGAAAGACGUGGCCAUCUUCCGGACGUCCAACGGAUGUGGCUGGGGAGUCAAGACGCUCACGACCAUCAAGAAAAAUGAGUUUGUCAUGGAGUAUGUUGGAGAGGUCAUAACCAAUGAGGAAGCCGAGAGACGAGGUCAGGUCUACGACGCCAACGGACGGACCUACCUGUUUGACUUGGACUACAACGAUGGCGACUGCCCCUUCACUGUUGAUGCCGGCCGAUAUGGCAAUGUCUCCCACUUUGUCAAUCAUUCGUGUGAUCCCAACCUAGUUGUGUACGGUGUCUGGGUCAACACUCUGGAUCCCAGGCUACCCAGGAUAGCUCUGUUUGCCAGCCGGGAGAUCAAGGCAGGAGAGGAGCUAAGCUUCGACUACCAGAUGACAGGUGAGCUCAACACCUCAGGGUCAGGCUCCAAGCUUCAACCCAUCCGAUGCAGAUGUGGCGCCAAAAAUUGCAGAGAUUUCCUGUUCUAAAAGAAUUUGGUUUUUAAACAAUU